CACCAUCCCAGAACAGCUCUCCCCAGCCAAGCACUGACAGGACUGUAAUUGUGUGGAGGGUCUCAGAAAGUUGCUAUAGAAGAUGUGUGAAGAAGAGGACAGCACCGCAUUGGUUUGCGACAAUGGCUCAGGACUUUGUAAGGCAGGCUUUGCUGGGGAUGAUGCUCCGAGAGCUGUUUUUCCUUCCAUCGUGGGACGUCCCAGGCAUCAGGGCGUGAUGGUAGGAAUGGGACAGAAAGACAGCUAUGUAGGUGAUGAGGCUCAAAGCAAAAGAGGAAUCCUGACAUUGAAAUAUCCCAUAGAGCAUGGAAUCAUCACCAACUGGGAUGACAUGGAGAAGAUUUGGCAUCAUUCUUUUUACAAUGAGCUGCGAGUUGCCCCUGAAGAACAUCCAACUCUGCUUACAGAAGCCCCAUUGAACCCCAAAGCUAACCGAGAGAAAAUGACACAGAUUAUGUUUGAGACUUUCAAUGUACCAGCCAUGUAUGUCGCUAUUCAGGCUGUUUUGUCCCUCUAUGCCUCUGGCCGUACAACAGGGAUCGUACUUGACUCUGGCGAUGGUGUCACCCACAACGUGCCAAUCUAUGAAGGUUAUGCACUGCCUCAUGCCAUCAUGCGCCUGGACUUGGCUGGCCGUGAUCUGACUGACUACCUCAUGAAAAUCCUAACAGAACGUGGCUACUCAUUUGUUACUACUGCUGAGCGUGAAAUUGUCCGUGACAUCAAAGAGAAGCUCUGCUAUGUUGCCCUGGACUUUGAAAAUGAGAUGGCUACAGCUGCUUCUUCAUCCUCCCUUGAAAAAAGCUAUGAGCUACCUGAUGGCCAGGUGAUCACAAUAGGGAAUGAGCGUUUCCGCUGCCCAGAGACUCUCUUCCAACCCUCUUUCAUUGGCAUGGAGUCUGCUGGCAUUCAUGAAACCACCUAUAACAGCAUCAUGAAGUGUGACAUUGAUAUCAGAAAGGACCUUUAUGCAAACAAUGUACUUUCUGGUGGCACCACAAUGUACCCUGGCAUUGCAGAUCGGAUGCAGAAGGAGAUUACUGCCCUUGCACCCAGCACUAUGAAAAUCAAGAUUAUUGCUCCUCCUGAACGCAAAUACUCUGUUUGGAUUGGGGGAUCUAUCCUUGCUUCCCUUUCCACCUUCCAGCAGAUGUGGAUCAGCAAACAGGAAUACGAUGAGGCCGGGCCAUCCAUCGUACACCGCAAAUGCUUCUAAAUUUCCUUUUCUUCUCUCUGUUCCUCUCUUUGAGCACAUUACUGUGAAUGUAUUCAGGAAUAAUAGCAUUCGUAUAUAUCUUCAUUCCAAAUACUUUCAUUAUGAUGUAUGUUUCCAAUUAGAUGAAUGUGUAAUUUGGGAAGGGAGGGGGAAAGAAUAAAUCUUAAAAUAUUAUCAGAUAAGGUUUUUGCACAAAUAAAAAUUCCCUUUGUCUUCUCUUAUUUUAAGAACUGCAAAUUCUUUCCUUAUGGAAAAAAUAGAGUUCAGCCCAACAGAUAUGAACAGGACAAACUAAUUCUCACUGCAAAGUCAAGGGCUGGUUUACCAGACAUGAAAGCUAAGUAGAAUGUUCACAUUCAAGUGGACUGUGGAAUAUCAUAUACUACAAUGACAAAUGAUGGAGCUCUGUUGUUGGCAUGCCCUCCUCUGAAAAGAAGCUGGUUGUCCACUGCUGUAAACAUGAAGCUGGACUAGAUGGACCCUUAAUCUGAUCCAGGGCUCUUAGGUUUGUUCUUGUGACAACUGUAGGGAUUGAUCCUAAGAAUAGACAAAAAAAUAGUACUGAAUGCUUCCUGUGAAUAAAAAUGCACAAAUGGAUCCCCAAAAGGUAGAUUCCUGGUGCAGAAGAAAGUUCGGUAGGAAGAUUCAGCUUCAUUAGUGCUCUUUGUAACAACUUCUGGUAUAGUUCAUACUGGGGUGGGAGCUAUUAUUUCAGGUUUGGGGUUGAAAGCAGUGCUUUUUGAUAGGACUGAAAGCUAUUUCGGAACAAAAUAUUUACUAUGAGAAAGAUCAUUCAAGUAAGUCUUCAAGAUGUGUAGUUGACAGUACUGCUGUGUGGACUGACUCUUAACAUUUCGAUCGGAAACUCAGAAUGAACUUCGAUACAUUUUUUAUUUGCAGUCUUCUUUCUGAUCCUUUGAUAGUUUUGCUUGUGACCAUUUUGAACAGUUGAUCACUGCAAU
Molecule: messenger RNA, 2178 nt
Organism: Sphaerodactylus townsendi
Lineage: Eukaryota; Metazoa; Chordata; Lepidosauria; Squamata; Sphaerodactylidae
Gene: ACTA2
Product: actin alpha 2, smooth muscle
Exons: 9
Coding region: 83-1216 (377 amino acids)
Source: RefSeq, a predicted model, not a curated record